Plutella xylostella (diamondback moth) is the source of this 1430-nucleotide messenger RNA. RefSeq names its product coiled-coil domain-containing protein 149. The record is from RefSeq and is a predicted model, not a curated record. Lineage: Eukaryota; Metazoa; Arthropoda; Insecta; Lepidoptera; Plutellidae.
AUUUUGAAAAUCCAAUAUAUCAACUUUGUGUUUGUCGAUCAAUUAAUUUUCUAUUUAAUUUAACAUGAAUAUUAUCAGACAGUGGCCUAAUUGACGACCUAUCUAUAGCCUAAAAUGUUCACGAAGAAUUCAAAAGUAAAAUUUCAGGAGCAGGAUCAACAACUUGAUGAUUAUGUUCUCGAAAACGCGGUGCUCAAAAGUAAGCUACAAAGCAAAAUGGAAGCGUUGUCGAUCAUGAGCGCGGAGCUGGACCGGGUGAGCAUGCAGCGCGACCGCAGCCGCGAGCUGGUGGCGGCGCUGCGGGGCCGCGCGCCCCCCGCGCCCCGCGCCGCCCCCCGCGCCGAUCCGCACCGCAUCAUCCCCAACAACACGCUGCGCGGCGGCGACCUGCUAGCCAGCACCAGGGAACACAAUACUGCACUCAAGUUGGAGGUAGAAACACUGCGAGGCAGGCUGGAGGAGGCGACGGGGGACAUUGCGGCGCUCAGGAAGCAGCUGCAGCAGUUUGAGCACUGCUCGUGCGGCAACAACCCCGGCCAGCAGCCCUGCUCCAACAGUGACUAUGAAGACUUGGUUCAGCAACUGGAGAAAAUUAACAAAAAAUAUAAACAAAUGCAGCUUGACUACCGAGCCACACUGGACGAGAAGGAGGAGUUAAUCACUGACAGAGACUACUACAAGAGCAAGGUGCAGCGGCUGAACCACCAGAUCUCCGCUGUCUCCAACAAGAGCAAGGGCCAAGGGGACGAGGCCGCGGAGCCGGCCCCCGUCGUGGACGUGGACGGCCUACUCACCGAGAACAAGUACUUGCACGAGAGAAUCACACAGAUGCAGGUGGAGAAAGAGAUCUUGAAAAGGACAUUGACUAAAUAUAAGGCUCUACUGGAGAAUAGAAAUAAGGAUUCUGUGAACUUGAAGAAAGGCUUCCUUGACGUCAUGACACAGAAGCAAGUCAGAGAAUACCUAGACACAAACUCCAAAACCGGCUUAAAGCGGGCAUCCGUGUCCGAGCUGAAAUCCCUGAGCCUGGGGCUGCUGGAGGCUCUGAGCGACAAGUCCACCGCUCUGCAGCAUCAGCGCCGCACCAACCAGCUGCUGGCCGCGCGCCUGGCGCAGCUCGAGCGCACACAGGACCUGCCCACCGCCCAGUCCGACGAAGACGUCAGAACAGAAGAAGAAGAAGACUCCAAACACAUAAUCAAGACCAAGUACUCGGACAGUGAGUCGGAUGACGGCGGGCGGGGCAGCGAGGGGUCGGCGGAGGGGGGCGGGGGCUGGGAGAGACCGCUCGGCCGUAAGACCGUCCUGCCGCGUGAGCUCGAGCUCCUGGUCAAGGAGGCGCUGGCAGAGAUGCGGCCCAGCGGGUAGGGUGAGCCGGGCCAUUGCCGACACAACGCUGAGAGUAUGGGUAUGAUUUUGCAUAAAUAGUA